Messenger RNA from Dendrobium catenatum, 1930 nucleotides. Its product is annotated as amino acid permease 3. The transcript has 5 exons. The coding region runs from base 232 to 1692 and encodes 486 amino acids. The record is from RefSeq and is a predicted model, not a curated record. Gene Ontology annotation, cellular component: plasma membrane. Lineage: Eukaryota; Viridiplantae; Streptophyta; Magnoliopsida; Asparagales; Orchidaceae.
GAGAGAGAGAGGAGGGGAAUGAAACUGAUUACGCCAAGAAGAUUUACCAGCAAAUGCGGCCGUGAGAAAGUAGAGAUGGGAUUUGACAGCAGAUACUGAGGUUGAGACGCGUCAUCUCUCUCUAUAUAUUGCAACUUCCCUCAUCCACACUUCAUCGUCCCACUUCUUCUCAGCUCACUCGCUUCCUUCUCGUUCCCUACUAUCGCUCACUGUUUGUUUCUAUUCGAUAAAAUGACCGAAAACAAUGCUGUUAAGUACUACUCUCAAGCUGUGUUCACUCCCAUGGAAGUCUCCAUAGAGCUUAGCCAGAAUGAAAACGAAUGCUUCGAAAGCUUCGAUGACGACGGCCGCUUAAAGCGAAAAGGAACGAUGUGGACGGCGAGUGCUCACAUAAUCACCGCAGUGAUAGGCUCCGGUGUGCUUUCUCUGGCCUGGGCCAUCGCCCAGCUCGGGUGGGUCGCCGGCCCGGUCGUCAUGAUCCUCUUCUCUUUCGUCAUAUAUUACACUUCUUCUCUACUCUCCGACUGCUAUCGCUCCGGCGAUCCCAUCUCCGGCAAGCGUAACUACACCUACACCGAUGCUGUCACGGCUUACCUUGGUGGGUUGAAGGUUAACAUAUGUGGUUUUAUUCAGUACGCGAAUCUCUUCGGCGUGGCCAUUGGCUACACCAUUGCUUCCUCAAUUAGCAUGACGGCAAUUCGGAGAUCGAAUUGUUUUCAUCAGAAAGGUCAAAAUAGCCCCUGUCACAUCUCUAGCAACCCUUAUAUGAUCAUCUUCGGAGUUAUAGAAAUCAUUUUCUCACAAAUUCCUGACUUUGACCAAAUUUGGUGGCUCUCCAUUGUCGCCGCCGUCAUGUCUUUCACUUACUCCUGCAUCGGCCUUGCCCUCGGCAUAGUUCAAGUUGUUGCAAAUGGCGGAAUCAAGGGGAGCUUGACUGGAAUCAGCAUCGGUGCAGUCACCGAAACCCAGAAGAUUUGGCGCAGCCUGCAAGCUUUCGGCGACAUUGCGUUCGCUUAUUCCUACUCCAUGAUUCUCAUCGAAAUCCAGGAUACAAUUAAGUCCCCGCCCCCAUCCGAAGCAAAGGUAAUGAAAAAGGCGACUCUUUUAAGCGUCGCAGUAACGACAGUUUUCUAUUUGCUCUGCGGUUGCCUUGGCUACGCCGCCUUCGGCGACUCAGCUCCCGGAAACCUACUCACCGGCUUCGGCUUCUACAACCCUUUCUGGCUUCUCGACAUCGCCAACGCCGCCAUUGUCAUCCACCUCGUCGGCGCCUACCAAGUCUACUGCCAGCCUCUGUUCGCCUUCAUCGAGAAAUGGGCGACAAGAAAAUGGCCGCAUUCAGAAUUCAUUUCCAGAGAUAUCAAUAUCUGCAGGUCAUAUAAACUCAACCUCUUCCGACUGGUUUGGCGCACGGCGUUCGUGGUGGUUACUACGGUAAUCUCAAUGCUUCUUCCCUUCUUCAAUGACAUCGUUGGCCUUCUUGGCGCAGUUGGGUUCUGGCCUCUUACUGUUUAUUUCCCGGUGGAGAUGUAUAUAGUUCAGAAGAAGGUAGCUAAAUGGAGCACUAGGUGGGUUUGUCUGCAGAUGCUUAGCUUUGCCUGCCUCGUCGUCUCGUUGGCAGCAGCUGUUGGUUCCAUAGCAGGCGUUGUCUCUGAUCUUAAGGUCUUUCGACCGUUUAAAUCUAGCUACUGACAUUAGAUAAUGGAAAGCUGAGCUCUGUUUUUAUUUGUUGGAUUUCUGUUACUUAGCACUUGUUUUAUUGACCUGCUGCUUGUAAUGGAUGGAAAGUUCAUCUAAGAGAAGGAAUGGGAUUAAAAUUUUGAGAAGAUGAGUGCCUGUUGCCAAAUGGUUUAGGGCUUUUGGGAUGCCGAGAGUUUCAUGGAAGAAUCUGAAUGGUUUGGGUUUUAGAAUUUCGGCUAAAUAGAGUGGG